This is a messenger RNA of Maylandia zebra (zebra mbuna), 2010 nucleotides long. NCBI's taxonomy places the organism in Eukaryota, Metazoa, Chordata, Actinopteri, Cichliformes, Cichlidae. The record is from RefSeq and is a predicted model, not a curated record.
AUGGGUCCAGACAGCAGAACAGGCCCUGGUGCGGUGCAGAUGGCCCCAGCCAGCAGUACAGGCCCUGGGGUGGUGCCUAUGGGUCCAGCUGGCAGCACAGGCCCUGGUAAGGCUCAGUUGGUUUAUGCUAGCAGCACAGGCCCUGGUGUGGUGCCUAUGGGUCCAGCUAGGCCCUGGUGCGGUGCAGAUGGCCUCAGCCAGCAGCACAGGUCCUGGGAUGGUGCCGAUGGAUCCAGCUGGCAGCACAGGCCCCAGUGCAGUGAGAUGGCCUCAGAAAACAGCACAGGCCCUGCCUCUGCUCUCAGGAUUGUGCUGUUGGGAGAAAAAGAGGAUUUGAAGAGGACACUGAGCAGCUUCAUCACAGGAAAAGUUCAGAAACCUCCACGAGCUGAUCACUGUGUGGCCAUCUCUGGAGUGUGGGAGGGAAACAGUUUAACAGUCAUUCAAACUCCAAACAUCUUCAGUCUGUCUGAGGAGACGGUGAGAGAGGAGAUGAAGACCUGUGUGAGUCUUUGUCCUCCUGGACCACAUGUUCUGCUGCUGAUAGUGGAGCCUUCAGUCACUGAGGAGAAGAAACGAAGGCUGAACUUCAUCCUGGGUUUGUUUGGUGAAGAUGCCUUUAAACACGCAAUGCUCAUCACUGCACAGGAGGGGGUGAAGGCAAACUUCACUGUAAAUCAGCUGCUUAAGAAGUGUGAAGGAAAACACUAUGGCAUGUAUAAAAAUGACCUCAAGCUCUUAAUGAAUAAGAUUGAGGCUAUCAUGCAUGAAAAUAGAAGGAAUUUCCUCAGAUUAACUGAAAAGACCACAGAACCAAAGUCUGAAGCCGUCAAGCAGACUUUAAACCUGGUUCUGUGUGGGAGGAGAGGAGCAGGGAAGACGUCAGCAGCCAAGGCCAUUUUAGGUCAGACUGAGCUUCAUUCAGCCUCCAACUCAUCAGAGUGUGUUAAACAUCAGGGAGAGGUGUGUGGACGUUGGGUUUCCCUGGUGGAGCUGCCUGCCUUGUAUGGAAAACCUCAGGAGGCAGUGAUGGAGGAAUCACUCAGGUGUAUCUCCCUCUGUGAUCCUGAGGGUGUCCAUGCCUUCAUCCUGGUCCUACCUGUGGCUCCCCUCACUGAUGAAGACAAGGGAGAGUUAGAGACCAUCCAGAACACAUUCAGCUCUCGAGUCAAUGACUUCACCAUGAUUCUGUUCACUGUGGACUCAGAUCCUACAGAUCCAGCUGUUGGUAACUUUGUAAAGCAAAACAAGAACAUCCAGGAGCUCUGUAAUGAAGAGAAGCAGAGCUCAGAGCCUCUCAGAAUUGUCUUGCUAGGUAAGACUGGCAGUGGAAAGAGCUCUUCUGGAAACACCAUUCUAGAACAAAAAACGUUCAAAGCUGAGAAUAACCCCAGAUCUGUCACCAAACAUUGUCAGAAAGAAAACGGUGAAGUGGACGGUCGUCCUGUUGUUGUGGUCGACACUCCUGGACUGUUUGAUAACAGUUUGUCACAUGAAGAGAUCAAUGAGGAGAUGCUGAAAUGUGUCAGCCUUCUGGCUCCAGGACCACACGUCUUCCUGCUGGUGUUAAAGACUGAGAGAAUCACACCAGAACAGAAGGAAGCAUUAAAACUUAUCAAGGAAGGCUUUGGGAAGAAUUCAGAAAAAUUCACCAUCAUUCUUUUCACAAGAGGAGAUUCACUGGAACAUGAGGGGAAGUCCAUUCAUGAUUACAUUGCAAAAUCUGAGGAUUCCUUUAAGAAGCUGAUUGAUGAUUGUGGGCAGAGAUACCAGGUGUUUAAUAACUUAGAUGAACAAAACCAGAAACAAGUCACUGAGCUGAUAACAAAGAUCGAUGACAUGGUCAAAAGAAAUGGUGGAAGUUGCUUCACCAAUAAGAUGCUGCAAGAAGCUGAAGCUGCAAUCCAGAAAAAAACAGAGAUGAUUCUGAAAGAGAAGGAGGAAGAAAUAAAAAGAGAGAUGGAAGACCUUAAAAGACAACAUGAGGAGGAAAUGCAAGAAAUGAAGAAC